UGUCCAUAUUUUAGGGCAGUACUGUGUGAGCGAUUGGUGAUGGCGGAGGCGAGCUCCAUCUUGUUCUUGGCACUCUUCCUGGCGCUCUUCGUCGCGGCGCCGGCAUUGGAUUCGCCGCAGUACACUGUGGUGCAUUCCGAGUCGGAUUUCGAGGUGCGGUGGUAUCGGCCGUCGGCAUGGAUGACCUCGCAGCAGGAGGAUUUGUCUUUCACUAGCGCAACGCUGAAAGGAUUUCACAGAUUGUUCCAGUUCAUCCAAGGCGCCAACUUAAACUCUUCGCGAAUCCCAAUGACAGCUCCCGUGCUCACCGGCAUAGUCCCUUCCACGGGCCCGUUUUGCUCCUCAACCUUCCGGGUCCGCUUCUUUCUACCACCGCAAUUCGAAAAGUCGCCUCCAGUGGCACUCCCGGAGCUCAGCCUCGCUCCCGAGUUUUGGCCCGAGCGAUGCAUCGCCACCCGCUCCUUCUCGGGCUUUGCCAAAGACGAGAACGUCGCGGUGGAGGCCGCAAAGCUUGCCGCCAGCUUGAGCAAGACACUGUGGAGCAAUGCUACGUCCAAGGAAACCAUCUCCGGCGUCGACUCCUACUCCAUCGCGCAGUACGACAGCCCUUUCAAGAUCUUUAGCCGCCACAACGAAGUCUGGGUGCCUCUCGCGAAAUGCUCGGCCGCCAAAAACUGUCUCCCAGAACGAGUUGCCGACGACAAUACCGAAGAACGAAGAACUUCCUCCUAGAAAAGAAAGAGGACUAGCGUAAAUAUCUAAGCAUAAUUAGUGUAAGUGGCAGGCAGCUAGAAUCCUUCAUUCCAGCGCGCAAAAAUCGGAUUUUCGUGUUCUCUCUCGGUCGCCGGCUCUCUCAGGUCCUGUUCUCUAGAGAUUUUUGUAGUAUGCCACAGCAGCAAGCAUCGGCAAGCUUCUUCCGGAGCGCUCAAGAACACGCUGGAUAAUCCCCAGCCGGGAGGAGAAACCAUGGAGAAGCUUGCUCGCCGCUGCUGCUACGUUUGCUGCUGCCUCAUCGUCUCGAUCCUCGUCGCGGUGGCAGUGAUCGCCAUCGUUCUAAGGGUCGUGCUCAAGCCCAGGGACGUGGACCUCAGCGUCACUCGCAUGACGCUCCAGGAGUUCGAGGCAUCGCUAAACUUCCCGACGUUCACCCCGACGCUCAAGCUCGUCCUGGCCAUGGACGUCCGGGUCUACAAUCCAAACAGGGCCAGCUUCGCCUUCUCCAACAGCACCGUCUUGAUGUUCUACCACGGCCAGGAGUCCGCGCGCACGCUCGUCCCCGCUGGGAGGAUCCCGGCCAGGGACUCCGUGAACAUCUCCACGGUGCUGGACGUGGCGGCCAGCAGGGUGAUCGCCAAUCCAAGCUUUGCGGGCGACGUGCGCGCGGGGAUUCUGCCCGUGACCACGGAGAGUGCGAUCAAGGGGCGCGUCAAUGUGUGGAACAUCUACCGGCAUUCGAUGGUGAGCGUCUCCAAGUGCCAGAUCUUGCUGGCGGUGGCCAACCAGACCAUCGCGAGCUACAAAUGCGAAAACAAGAAUAUCUUCUAGGGGUGAUUA
Molecule: messenger RNA, 1554 nt
Organism: Selaginella moellendorffii
Lineage: Eukaryota; Viridiplantae; Streptophyta; Lycopodiopsida; Selaginellales; Selaginellaceae
Product: heme-binding protein 2
Exons: 4
Coding region: 40-732 (230 amino acids)
Source: RefSeq, a predicted model, not a curated record